AUGAGUGAAAAAAAUACUAACACUGCUCUAGUUCGAAGGGUGAACAAAUUACUCGAAUCGAGAGUAGAGCAUGACAAGGAUACAUUAGAAGCUUUAAAAGAAUUAUCUACUUUCUUUACCGAAAAUACAUUGAGUUCUCGCAGAAAUUUACGUAGUAAAAUAGAAAGGAGAAGUCUUGCAAUAAAUGAAGAAUUCUUGUCUGCAUUUAGGGAAGUAAAAUCUUCUUUAGACGACGUAUAUCAAGACGUUUUAGCUAUGAAUACUGCAGUUCAGUGUAUGACAAAUCGUUUACAAGUAACAAAAACUCAAACAUCACAACUCAUUGAUCAAACUGGAAAACUUCAAAAUAAGAGUCAAACUUUAUCUAUGCAACAGGAAGUUGCAACUGCAUUUAUUAAAAAUUUUCAAUUGACUUCAUCAGAACUAAGUGUUUUACAUGGUUCUACUAGAGAUUCACCUAUUACAGAAGAAUUUUUUUCUGUAAUUAAUCGGGUUCAGGAGAUACACAGCAGGUGUAGAGUAUUAAUGCAGUCAGGAUACCAAACUUUAGGACUAGAUAUUAUGCAAAGAAUGACACUUUUGCAAGAGGCAGCCCUUGAAAGACUAUAUAGAUGGACACAAAACCAGUGUAAACAUAUUGAAAAUGAAAGAUUAGCACCAUUGCUAAUCAAGGCAAUGAAUAAGUUACAAGAUAGACCAGUUUUAUUCAAAUAUAUUUUAGAUGAGUAUUGUGCAGCUAGGAAAACUGCAUUAGUGGGAUCUUUUAUAGAUGCACUAACAUUAGGGGAAGGAUAUGGUAAUACACCUAAUCCUAUUGAAAUGCAUGCAAAUGAUCCUAAAAGAUACAUUGGUGAUAUGCUUGCUUGGCUUCAUCAAGCUAUACCUGUUGAAAAGGAAAAUAUCCUUACUUUAGUGAAAAACUGUGAUAAAGCAGAUGUGUCAGAUCAGAUUAAACAAUCUUUAAGUAAUAUCACAGAAGGACUUUGCCAUCCUUUGAAGUCAAGAAUAGAACAUAUUGUAUCAAUGGAUGCCCCAGCAACAGUAUUAUAUUCUGUUACAACUCUUCUUAGAUUUUAUCGCGCGAUAAUUCAGCAAGUAAUACCAGAUAGUACCCUGGAUUCAAUGUUGGCCGAUUUAUUAAUACUGAGUGAAAAAAGUUUUCUUAGUAGACUUCAAAGGGAGACGCGCAUUGCACUUGGUGACCGUGCAGAACCUCCAGGAAACGAUUUAGUACCUGCUCCAUCCAUUUCCAGAUUAUUAUCACUUCUUAAUGAAAUCCUUUCUGUAGCAAGCAUUGCAGAGGGUAGAGAGAAAGACAUGUUACAGAUAGUAUCAUGCAUUAUUGAUCCACUUUUGCAAGAAGUUAACGAAACAGCAUCUAGAUUACCUACAGUAGACAUGGCUGUAUAUCUUCUAAAUUGUAUGCAUCAAAUACAAUCUACUUUAGCACUAUAUGAAUAUAUGGAUCAAAGACUAGAAAGAUUACAGGCUCAAUCUGAUGCACAAAUUGAUACUCUUACAUCAGAACAAGCCAUUUCAUUAGUAGCACACUUAAAUCUUGGUUCCAUUUAUACAAUUUUGCAAGGGCAUGAACAAGGUCCACUGUCUUCCAUUCCUGGGAUGGAUGCCUUAAGUGUAAAAGAAUUUACAAACAAACUGGAAGCCUUUUUAAUAAUGCCAGAUGUAUUAUUAUUACCGCAAAUAAGUUUAUUGCAAAGUAGCAAUCAUCGUUCAGUAACGCAGAAACGCUCCUUUGAAGUAAUUGGAGCUAUUUAUAAACAAUUGUACGAAGCUUGUCACGACCCAAAAAAUUUGUAUCAAAACCCAAGUAGUCUAUUUUCAAGAACACCCGAGGAUCUUUUGAAGACAUUAAUUUCAAUUUAA
Molecule: messenger RNA, 1884 nt
Organism: Habropoda laboriosa
Lineage: Eukaryota; Metazoa; Arthropoda; Insecta; Hymenoptera; Apidae
Gene: Cog6
Product: conserved oligomeric Golgi complex subunit 6
Exons: 9
Coding region: 1-1884 (627 amino acids)
Biological process (GO): intra-Golgi vesicle-mediated transport
Cellular component (GO): COG complex
Source: RefSeq, a predicted model, not a curated record